CUCUCUUCAUCUCCCGUCUACCCCUCUCUCUCCUCGCGGACCGGCCGCCACCGCAGAUCUGCGGAGACCACCCGCGACCGGACGCCGCCGCAGAUCUGCACCAGCUCCGGCGCCCUGGGCAUCGCUGGUCACGGCGCGGUGGCUCCGGCGUCGCGGUUCGGCAGCGCGGAGACCACCUGUGAUCGGACGCCACGGCAGAUCUGCGCCAGCUCCGGCGCCCUGGGCAUCGCGGUUCACGGCGCGACGGCCCGGGCGUCGCGGUCCGGCGGCGCGGAGACCACCCGCGGCCGGCGGCGCUCGAGGGCCUGACGACGCUGGAGCUCAUGGGCGCCGACCGCACGGGGCUCCUCUCCGAGGUCUUCGCCAUGCUAGACAACAUGGAGUGCAGCAUCAUGGAGGCCUGCGCGUGGACGCACCGCGGCUGCCUACCCUGCGUGGCGUUCCUCCGCGGCGAGGACCCGGACGCCGGUCGCGGGGCGCGCAUCCUCGCCCGCCUCGGCCACCUCGCCUACUUCUACAGCGCCCCGGCCAGCCCCACUCGCGGCGGCCCCAAGGACUUCGGCGCCGCCGCCGUCCUCCUCGACUUCGGCUUCUCGUCACCGUCGCCCUCCGCCGCCGCCAUGUCGUCCGCGGACGAGCUCUUCUGCAACGGCCAGAUCCGCCACAUCCGCCUCGCCGCCGCGCUGCUCCAGCCGCCGCAGCCCCAUGGGGAUGCCGCGGCGGCACCCGGCUCCGGCGCCGCGAAGGAGGACAAAUGCGGCGGCGGCGGCGGCAUCGGCGCCGCGCCCGACGAGCGCGACCGCGUCCGGGCCGCUCCGUGCGUCGGAAGGCUGGGCGGGCGCUGCAGCCGGGCGAGGCGGAUGCGGUGCUGGCUGGUGGGCGCCGGGCGGCGGACGCGGUGCUGGGCUGUGGGCGCCGGCGAGGCGGACGCGGUUCUGGGCGGCGCUGCAGCCGGGCGAGGCCGACGCUCAGGAGACUGGCCAUCGCCAGCGCCGACGAGGACCGCAACGACGCCGCGCCCUCGCCGCGCGGGCUCGACCCCGCGGUGCUCGCCGCGAUACCCGUGGUCGCGGUAGCCGAGGGCCCGGGCGCCGUCACGAGCGGGGACUGCGCGGUCUGCCUCGCCGAGCUCGAGCCCGGGGAGAAGGCCCGCGAGCUGCCGCGCUGCGGCCACCGCUUCCAUGUCGAGUGCAUCGACGCCUGGUUCCGCGGCGACGCCACGUGCCCGCUCUGCCGCGCGGACGCCGUCGUCGUCAACGCCGCGCCGUCCGCGCCCGCAAAAGAUGGGGCGCCGCCGGAGGUGCGCAUAGACGUAGCCGGAGACGCCGCGGGCCAUCAUUCCGUCGCGCCGCCGAUGACGGCGAGGCAGCCGAGCGGCACGGAUCUUGGCAAGGCGAGGCAGGUCUUCGCUUCCGCCCGCU
Messenger RNA from Panicum virgatum (switchgrass), 1421 nucleotides. RefSeq lists its product as uncharacterized. NCBI's taxonomy places the organism in Eukaryota, Viridiplantae, Streptophyta, Magnoliopsida, Poales, Poaceae. The transcript has a single exon. The record is from RefSeq and is a predicted model, not a curated record. The coding region runs from base 324 to 1076 and encodes 250 amino acids.